Messenger RNA from Vitis vinifera (wine grape), 1205 nucleotides. Its product is annotated as SAP-like protein BP-73. Gene Ontology annotation, biological process: DNA-templated transcription termination. The record is from RefSeq and is a predicted model, not a curated record. NCBI's taxonomy places the organism in Eukaryota, Viridiplantae, Streptophyta, Magnoliopsida, Vitales, Vitaceae. Bases 150 to 938 code for a protein of 262 amino acids. The transcript is spliced from 3 exons.
CAAUCCGAGAUCACGCUUACAGACCACGUGUAAUUCUGAAAUUACUCAGAAAAUAUAUGAGCUGGUUAAUGUGCAUCAAUUCCACCUCCCAUUUAGAAAUCUCGGAUUUUCCGGGAAUUUUUUGUGUUUAGAUAGAAAUUUUCCUGAAAAUGGUUGCAGUAGUUUUCUGUUCUCACUCGGCCCUUCGCUUGCAAUCUUUCUACGCUUUCAGCAAGCCGAAGUUGGGAAAAUACGCUGUCUCUCUUCAAGAGACUGCAGAUGGAUUUUCACCCUUUGCCUCCCGAAGGGACCUUCUUCCAUUAACCAUUUCAAGCAUAAAAUCAGAUGGAAACAGGAGAGGACGACCUCCCCGCAAAAAUCAUAUCUCAGGAAGAACAGAAAAGGGGGAUAAAAAUAAGACACCGCCGUCAUCUGAUGGUAAAUUAUCAGAGUCAUCUAAUCAGGAUGAGAUAAUUGCUCUUUUCAGACGGAUACAAUCUUCAAUCUCAAAAGGGGAGUCUCUAGGUACCAAGAAGAGAAUUUCUGAUUCGUCCGUGGACAAGACAUCAGCUGAAUCAGUUUUGGAGAUUCUUCGCCAAUCAAGGAAACAAGUAAAAGGCAGACCUUCUAAAAAGGAAGGAGGCCAGGUGUUGACACAGAGAAGAGGUGUGCCUAAGAAGGAUCAGGGGAUACCAGACAAACAGUAUGUAGCAGACUUGAAGUCAGCGAGGCCUCCAUCAAAUUUUGUGAAAAGGUCUCCAAUCCCAUCUCCUACAAACCCAAGAGGGAAGGCAGUCAAGCUGAAAAAUGAAGUGUCAGUUAGAACAACUAGCUUCAAUGAGCUGCCCAAGGUUGAGGAAAUGAAAGUUACUGAGCUAAAAGAACUUGCAAAGUCCAGAGGAAUCAAAGGUUACUCAAAGAUGAAAAAGAGUGAGUUGGUGGAGUUGCUGAGGUCCUAAAAGGCUAGAAGUAGUUGAGGGCGUUCUGUGAGCUGAGACAACAUGCAGAAUGAAUGUGAAGGUUUUUUAACUGCUGAUGAUCAAAGUGGUCCAUCAAACAUCUACAGCUAUACAUUGACGAACCUGUGUCACCUUUUUGGAAAAGAAUAUUAACUUAAGUUGAUAUUUGGUCUUCUGAGACAAAAGUUCAACAAUUUCGUUUUUAACGUCCAUGGUGAUAUUGUUCUAACUUCUUAUCGAAUCAAAUGUCCUUGAUGAUGGUGUCAA